UCGGGUCGGCCGAGCGCAAAUGUGCGCUCUACGUGGUGACAGCCGCGUCUCGUUCGAGCUGCUCUCAUCUGAGAUCUCGUUGCCAGAUCACAAAGAACGUGAUUCUGAGGUUCAACGUUCGAUCGUUGAAUCGGAGGGAGAGAUGCGUCCGGCGUGAUGGGCGAACGAAGAAACCGUGAAGGGUAGAGAACGUCUCUACCACAAGUGUGAACAUCCCCUUGGUUUCAGUGUGUGCCUCCAUCGUUCUGUUUCUAUCUCGUUCGUUCGGCCUGUCUCUCUCGUUCUGUGCCUCUGUCUGCCUGUUCUCUCUGUUCUUUCGCUGUGCUUUCUGUCCUGGUCUCACACACACACACAUACACAUAUACACACACAAACGUGUCUCUACCUCUUUCUCACACUUUCUGGUCGUCAUCAUCUCUUUUUCGAGAUCGAGGUGGUAAAAGUGGCGCGAGCACGGGCAGACCCAGCCGAAGACUGGCAGCGUCCAAGGCACUGGCGGAGCUGGUGCACGAGAUCAGGAUGAAAUCGAGGAGCAAUAUAGCUGUAUUGAUUCUCCAUCAAAAUCGUCGAAGUUACAAGGUCGUUAGAAAAGAUACGUUCGCAUAAAGAUCUCAGGCAAAGUUUAUCGUUACUGGUGGAGGAUUGACAGCCUCCGGCAGGGCAAGUCUCGAGGCGAAAGAUUUCGAGAAAGUGAAGGAGUGGACCAGGUGCGAGCUACCAGGAGAGCCUGGCACCUGGCUGUUUAGUGGCUGUUGAUAAAGGGGGGGUGACGGGUAACAGCACCUAAGGGCGGGUGGGGGGAUGCAGCUCGAAAGGGUGGCGGCAUGGAGGAGCCCUCGCUGGAGGCUCUCAUGCAGGCGGGCCUCAUCUUCGUGGUCGGUGUCGCCAUCAUCCUCUCGAAUCUCCUCAUCAUCGCCACCUACCUUAAUUUCCGUGGUCCCUCCGAGGUGAUAAACUACUACUUGCUGUCUCUCGCGUCGGCGGAUCUUCUUUGUGGUCUGCUGGUGGUUCCGCUUUCGGUGUAUCCGGCGCUGGUACGAAGAUGGGUCUACGGGGACAUCGUGUGUCGUCUCGUUGGCUAUUUGGAAGUUACUCUCUGGGCGGUAUCCGUUUACACCUUCAUGUGGAUCUCCGUCGAUCGGUAUUUGGCUAUCAGGAAACCAUUGCGUUACGAGACCGUGCAGACGAAGACCCGAUGCCAAUGCUGGAUGGUCUUCACGUGGAUCAGCGUGGCGAUGAUGUGCUGCCCGCCCCUCCUAGGUUUCCAAAAGCCGAUUUUCGACCGGGAGGCGUUCAUCUGCAUGCUCGACUGGGGCAACAUGGCUGCUUACACCAUCACACUGUCGAUCCUCGUGCUAGGCCCAUCGGUCAUCACCAUCGUCUACACUUACUGCUACAUCUUCACUAUGAUGAGGCGGCUAAGAUCCGGCGUACUGAUACACGACAAGGAGUACGCGACCGCGCUCUCGGAAAACCUGAGCAAUCCGAGUCACAUCAUGUCCUUUGUCCUGGUGAUGGCUUUCUGGGUAUCCUGGGCACCGUAUGCCGGUCUCCGGAUAUACGCUGUCGUUAACGGACCGCCGCAGGUACCGUUUCUUCAUUUCGCGGUAGUGUGGCUGGGGGUGACGAACAGUUUCUGGAAAGCGGUGGUCCUCGGAACCCUGAGCCCGCAGUUUCGAUUGGCGGCUCGCGUGCUCUGUCUGACGUUGUGCUGCCGGCAUAGACGACUUCCGCCCGAGCUGCUCGGCCUCGACGACGACGAUUAAACGCCAAACGCCUACAAGAACAAGAGGGGAAACGCUUUCCUUUUGCGCGCGAGCGUUUUACAACACGCGCCCCAUUCCUAGAGCAUCGCUUUUCAUCUCACGGUAUUCGAGAUCGUUUCUUGCAUCCGCCACCGUUCUCUCGGAGUCCUCUUCGGAGGCUGAGACUGAGAUUCUUUGUUCCGAAAAGUACUACCACGACGUCCACGAUGACAAACGUGUGAUCGAUCCAGUCGGAUUUCCAAAAUGUGGGGUAAAUUUUAGGAAAAUUAUUUAUAAAAUAAGAAUUCUUGUCAACGAAUGUUCGAUAAACGAACGAUCGAAGAUUAAAGGAAAGAAUUCCUUUUUUUUUUUGACCGUUGACAUUUGAAAACUUCAUCUUCACUCUAUCUUCAAUUCAUCUAUUAGAUUGAUGUAUAUAAAAUGUCAUUUUUUUUCUUUUUUAUUUUUAUCGAAUUUUAUGUCGAAUAGAAUAAUUA
Messenger RNA from Apis laboriosa (Himalayan honeybee), 2242 nucleotides. It is a transcript of the gene DopEcR, whose product is annotated as G-protein coupled receptor 52. NCBI's taxonomy places the organism in Eukaryota, Metazoa, Arthropoda, Insecta, Hymenoptera, Apidae. Gene Ontology annotation, molecular function: G protein-coupled receptor activity; peptide binding. The transcript is spliced from 5 exons. The record is from RefSeq and is a predicted model, not a curated record. Gene Ontology annotation, biological process: G protein-coupled receptor signaling pathway. The coding region runs from base 825 to 1766 and encodes 313 amino acids. Gene Ontology annotation, cellular component: membrane.